AUGGACAGAGAGCGCUCCCCAAAGCGCAAACGCUCGCCAGACGGCCUGGCUCGCUUCAGCACUCCCGAGCGACCACCGCAUUCACCGAUAUCAGCACAGCAGUCCCCAGGACUCCAACCACGCAGCUUCCUGGCUGCUGAUGUUGAAGAACCCCAGUUCGACGAUGUCCAGGCAGCCUAUCAUCAACAACACGAAGAAUUGCGUCAGAACGAGGUCUACGAGUCACGAUCACCCUCCGUAAACGGCAUUCAGAAGUCGGCUUCCCCGCCGAGGGAACGACAACUAGGCUAUAAACCGAAGCUGAUACUGCGGGGUCAUAAGAAGGGCGUUGCGCAGGUCAAGUAUUCGCCCGACGGGAGGUGGAUUGCAAGCUGCUCUGCGGAUGCUUCGAUCAAGAUAUGGGACUCGACCACCGGGUCACUACUGCAGACUCUGGAGGGCCAUUUCGCAGGCAUCUCAUGCAUAGCAUGGGGUCCUGAUUCGAAGACUAUAGCUUCUGGCUCAGACGACAAAUCUAUCCGACUCUGGGACGUCGAAACUGGUAAACCUCACAAGACCGCCUUUACGGGCCACCACAGCUAUGUGUACUCCCUGUCGUUCUCGCCAAAAGGCAACAUGCUCGUCUCUGGCUCCUACGACGAAGCCGUGUUCCUUUGGGACUUGCGGACCGCAAAGCCAAUGCGAUCUCUGCCCGCGCACUCGGAUCCCGUCGGCGCCGUGGACUUUGUGCGUGACGGCACACUCAUCACGUCCUGCUCCAGCGACGGGCUUAUAAGAGUCUGGGACACGGCAACGGGACAGUGUCUACGGACGCUCGUCCACGAAGACAAUGCGCCCGUGACAAGCGUGAAGUUCAGCCCGAAUGGGAAAUACCUGCUUGCCUGGACACUGGACAGCUGCAUGCGGCUGUGGAACUACGUCGAGGGCAAGGGCCGCUGUGUCAAGACGUACCAGGGCCAUCUCAACCGCAAGUACGCCCUCUCGGGAUGCUUUGGCGUGUACGGCACGAAGCCAUACGAGUCUGCCUUUGUCGCGUCUGGGAGCGAAGACGGCCGCAUACUGCUCUGGGACGUCAGCAGCAAGAUCCUUCUACAGAGUCUAGAAGGCCAUAGGGGCCCGGUCAUGAGCGUGGACAGUCACCCUGCGGAACGCGCUAUCGCCUCGGGCGGACUGGAUCGUACGGUGCGCAUAUGGCGAAGUGACGAGCCGAUUGAGCAGACUUUUGCGCACGAGCAGUUGGCCGACGAGACGAGCGAGGAGGUGCCUCCGGAUAUGAGGGCGGAGAUGGCUGAGAUGGCUGAGAUGGAACAAGCUGCUCAAGAGGAUCGGGAGCAGGGGUCGGAGCAGGAGAUGGAGGUUGACGGAUGA
Messenger RNA from Pseudovirgaria hyperparasitica, 1368 nucleotides. Its product is annotated as WD40 repeat-like protein. The transcript is spliced from 3 exons. The record is from RefSeq and is a predicted model, not a curated record. The coding region runs from base 1 to 1368 and encodes 455 amino acids. NCBI's taxonomy places the organism in Eukaryota, Fungi, Ascomycota, Dothideomycetes, Acrospermales, Acrospermaceae. Gene Ontology annotation, molecular function: protein binding.